AUGUCAGAAUUUGCACCUAUUUUUAUCUAUUUAGUGAUCAGUCCGCUAGUUUCUUUGAUCCCACUCGGUGUUCCUUUUCCAUUUGCUUCCAAUAGUUCGACCUACCCAGAAAAAUUGUCGGCCUACGAAUGUGGUUUCGAUCCUUUCGGUGAUGCCAGAAGUCGUUUUGAUAUACGAUUUUAUCUUGUUUCUAUUUUAUUUAUUAUCCCUGAUCCGGAAGUCACCUUUUCCUUUCCUUGGGCAGUACCUCCCAACAAGAUUGAUCCCUUUGGAUCUUGGUCCAUGAUGGCCUUUUUAUUGAUUUUGACGAUUGGAUCUCUCUAUGAAUGGAAAAGGGGUGCUUCGGAUCGGGAGUAA
This is a messenger RNA of Lactuca sativa (garden lettuce), 357 nucleotides long. The record is from the annotation of a RefSeq genome assembly. Lineage: Eukaryota; Viridiplantae; Streptophyta; Magnoliopsida; Asterales; Asteraceae.